Molecule: messenger RNA, 2125 nt
Organism: Stereum hirsutum FP-91666 SS1
Lineage: Eukaryota; Fungi; Basidiomycota; Agaricomycetes; Russulales; Stereaceae
Product: cytochrome P450 monooxygenase pc-3
Exons: 18
Coding region: 84-1874 (596 amino acids)
Molecular function (GO): monooxygenase activity; oxidoreductase activity, acting on paired donors, with incorporation or reduction of molecular oxygen; heme binding
Source: RefSeq, a predicted model, not a curated record
CGACCUGCUCUCAAGCUCAUCACCCAACAUUGAACGAUAAAUUGUAUCACGACUUGUAACGGUGUAACUCAACUGGAAACAUCAUGUUUUCGCCCGGAGUUCGAUUCUUAAUCACGAACGCACCUGCGAUAAUAUCCCUCUCGGUCUUGCUCUACUUUGGCAGCGACUUCUUGUAUAACAAGACUGGAGGCGCUUUCCCUCGAUGGGCUAUCGUUCCCCUCGCCAUCGUAGUAGUACCCUACUUAGGUGUGCUCCGUCUCGAAUGGAGUCUUUUCAGGUACCGGCGCACGGCGGCCUCUAUGGGCGCAGUCAUUCCACCUCUUAUCCCUGAUAAAUGGCCAUUCCACCUUGGUAUCCUGGCGGCUAUGCUCGAGAGCUUCCUGCAUGGGUAUCCUGGCGACAAAAUGUGGGAGUGGGUCGCGAAGUUAGGUUAUACCUAUCGCGUCCGCACAGGCUCUGACGAGAGGAUGAUCACCAUCGAACCACACCACGUCAAGUCAAUCCUGGCUACAAACUUCGACUGUUGGGACAAAGGGCCUGUCUUUAUCCAUCAGAUGCAUUCUGUUCUUGGAACAGGAGUGUUCAAUGCCGAUGGCGAUAUGUGGAAGUUUCACCGAAGUAUGACAAGACCUUUCUUCAGCAAGGAGCGUAUCACGGACUUCGAGAACUUCGACCGCCACGCAACGGCUGCGAUUAUGCUAGCAAAAGACCGCCUACGAGCUGGGUUCCCCAUCGACUUCCAAGAUUUGGUAUCUCGUUUCACUCUUGAUUCCGCCACCGAAUUUCUCUUCGACACCGACGUCCAUUCUCUAUCUACCGGCUUGCCUUAUCCAUCCAACACGCCGCAUGCUACCAAAUUCAACAAUGAAACUCAUCCUGCCAACCAAUUUGCCACUUCUUUCGCUCAAGCUCAAAUCGAAAUUGCCAAGCGUACAUUCUUUGGGUCACUGUGGCCUCUGGUUGAGAUAUUUGGCGACAACACUAAGGCACAUAUGAAGAUCAUUGGCAAGUUUAUUGAUCCCAUAUUGGCUGAUGCUUUGAAUAAGAAGCAAGAGAUGAAGGGAGUGGAAGCGGCGGUUGGAGGUACGGGGAAGGUUGGCGAGACUGAGACAUUCCUGGAGCAUAUGGUCAACUUCACUGAUGAUAUAACUGUCCUUCGUGAUGAAAUUCUGAACAUCAUGAUCGCAGGCAGAGAUACGACUGCCUCACUCCUCAGUUUUGGCUUCUAUAUGCUCUCACAACAUCCCGAUAUUCUAAAGCGCCUUCGAUCAGAAAUUGCUGAGACGGUAGGAUGGACUAAAGCACCAACAUACGAUGAGUUAAGGAACAUGAAGUAUCUUCGGGCGUUCCUCAACGAGACAUUGAGGCUGUAUCCUCCUGUCCCGUUCGAUGUGAGGAGUGCAAACAAGCCGACAACUCUUCCAUCUCUACCCGGUGAAGAGCCUAUCUACAUACCUACAGGAACAAAAGCCGUUUACUCUGUAUUCAUGAUGCAUCGCCGAACGGACCUCUGGGGUCCCGAUGCUCUCGAGUUUGAUCCUAGCCGUUUCAUUGACGCCAGGGUCCAGAAGUAUCUCACACCCAACCCUUUCAUCUUCGUUCCCUUUAACGCAGGCCCACGGAUCUGUUUGGGCCAGCAGUUCGCCUACAACGAAGCGUCCUUCAUGAUAGUUCGCCUACUCCAGAAUUUCUCGUCCGUGUCAUUGGCGAGAGAGGCGCAACCACCCAAGACCAUUCCUCCGGAGUCGUGGGCUGAUGUUCCGGGGCGACAGAGUAUCGAGAAAGUUCGUCCUGGGACGCAUCUGACGAUGUUUGUCGAUGGUGGUCUUUGGGUAAGACUUGGAGAAGCCGAGGAAGCAAAGGCGACGACGUGAAAGCGAUGCCAACUGUCCGCCAUCCCAUCAAAGAUCGCUGUUGUCUAGGAAGUGAAGCGAGUAACCGCAUUGUAUCAACGUCUUGUAUCUUGACUCUUCGUGCUUUUCUGCUACGAGUGUACUUAUAUUCUUCCAGCAACCAUGUCCAGAAUUUUUCGACUAUGCUUCGGAUAACCUCCGCGAAUUGUCUUACUUGCGGGUCCUCGGAGCUCCUGAGCCUCGCAGGCCAAUGGGAUGUAUUUGAUCUCCGC